UGGAAACUUAAGUGUUAAGUUUAGCUCCAGUGCUGAUCAGUUUCUAUUCGCGAAUUCAAACUCAAAAUUUUUCAAACAAGCAUAUCCCAUAAAAAAAUACUUUUUUUUGUUUAAAGGAUAAAUUUAUUAAAAAAUCAAAAUCAAAAUGAAAUUCAGUGCUACUCUUGCUUUGGCUGUUAUUGUCGGCCUCGUUGCCUGCACCAGUGCCUUCCCAGCUCAAAAAAGAAUGGUUUACUACCAACGCCCUGCUCAAUACUAUGCUGCUCCCCAACGCAUGAUGUAUGUUCAAUAUAUGCACCCCUCACCAUUUGCUCGUUCAACCCAAGGAGCUGAAGCUUUGGUAGCUGGUGAAUCUGUUGCCACUGGUACCUAUUUGCAAGAUUGUGAUCAUGCUGAAGCUGAUGUUAAUGUUGCCGGCCCCGCUGUUGCCUUCGAAGCUCCCGCUCCCGUUGAUAUUGUUGCCGAACAUGGUGAAGAUGUCUUGAGCGAAGCUCAUGGUGUUCAUGCCAGCCAAGCCGAAGCUGAAGCUUAUCCCGUUGCUGAAGAAGACACCUUAACCACUUUCGAGGUGCCCGCUGAUGUUGACAUUGUCGCCGAAGAAAAUGAAGUGUCCGAUGAUGCCGCCAAGGUACCACGUGAAUUCAACUUGGAAGGUGCUGAUGACAUCAAUGCCCCUGGUGAAGCUUUCGCCCCUGAAGUAGCCCCCGAAGAAGCCCCCGAAGUGCCCGCCGUUGAUGUAGAAGCUCCCGUUGAAUUGCCCGCUGAGGCCCCCGUUGAAGCUCCCGUCGAAGCUGCCGUAGCUCAUGAUUUGCCCGUUCCCGCUCCCAUUGCUCCCGUUGCCAAGCCCGUCAACCGUUACUUGCCCGCCAAGAAGAAGGUCUACGUUGAAUUGGACCAAUCUGUUGAAUCUGCCGAAGAUACCGGUUUAGUUGCUGCCUCCGAAGAAGCCGAUGAAGAAGAAGAAGAAGAACAUGUUGCCCCCGUUGUUACACGUCGCCCCGCUCGUCGUCCCUCUGCCGGCAAGAAACCCGCCAAGGCUACUGCUCCCGCCAAGAAAGAACAGAAACCCCUUCCCGUUGGCACUUUCUUCCCCAUCAACUUCGGUGGCACCAAGGGUGGCGCUAUUGCCAUUGCCAAUUCUUUCAGCACUGGCGAAGGUGGUUCCGCUACUAGCCACGCCAUCGCUUACGGUUCUCCCGAUGCUGCCGCUCUCCGUGGUUGCGUCACCUGCAAGAAACAUUAAAUUGACUGUUGCUCCAAAGGCAUUUUUUCUCUUUUUUGUAUGUAAUAUAAGCCAUUGUUCUGUGCCCUAUUAUUACUGGUCUUUACGACUGCUAUAGUUUUCUUUUUUCUUGUUUGAAUUUUAUUUUUAAAAAAAAAAACCUUAAAAAUGUUUUAUUGAUUUUAUUAUUUUUUUAGUCCAAUUGUAAAAAAAACCAAACCCCAAAAAAAUAAAUAAAAAAAAAAUUAUCCUUUAAAAAAAAAACUAAA
Calliphora vicina (urban bluebottle blowfly) is the source of this 1491-nucleotide messenger RNA. RefSeq names its product skin secretory protein xP2. The record is from RefSeq and is a predicted model, not a curated record. The transcript has 3 exons. Bases 146 to 1243 code for a protein of 365 amino acids. NCBI's taxonomy places the organism in Eukaryota, Metazoa, Arthropoda, Insecta, Diptera, Calliphoridae.